This is a messenger RNA of Ochotona princeps (American pika), 1310 nucleotides long. RefSeq names its product zinc finger protein 414 (gene ZNF414). NCBI's taxonomy places the organism in Eukaryota, Metazoa, Chordata, Mammalia, Lagomorpha, Ochotonidae. The record is from RefSeq and is a predicted model, not a curated record. The transcript has 6 exons. Bases 136 to 1077 code for a protein of 313 amino acids.
CUCGCGAGAACUGCGGCUCGCAACAUGGCGUCGACGUGAGCGCGAGGCCGCAAGCGCCCGGAGCCAAGUGGCCGCCCCCUCGCGCCCGAGCCGCCGGCGCUGCGGAGGACGGGGAGCCGAGCCGAAGAGGGGACGAUGGAGGAAGAAACGUCCAGGCCCAGUCCAGACAGGGAGGCCACUGCCCAACCCAGCUCCAAUGGGACAGACAAAGAGGCGGCGUUAGCCCCCGCUGGGGCAGCCGCCGCUGCUUCUGGCCAUUGUGCAACCUCCUGCAUGGAGGAAGAGCCAGGCCCUGAGAGCACAGCUACGCCCCCGGGGUGGGACCGUGGGGGCCCUGGAGGAACGCAGCAAGGUGGCUCCUCCGUCCCAGACCCCGGACCCAGCCCUGGCCCGACCAGCACAGCUCCUGGGACCAGUGAGGAUCUGCGGCCUCCCAGGCGGCGUCCGGCUCCAGGAAAGCAGAUCACUUGCUCCAGCCCCGGCUGCUGCCUCAGUUUCCCCAGCGUCCGAGAGCUGGCCCAGCAUCUCCGCACCCACUGCCCACCCACACAGUCCCUGGAAGGCAAGCUGUUCCACUGCGCGGCGCUGAGCUGCUCGGAGAGCUUCCCCAACAUGCAGGAGCUGGUGGCGCACAGCAAGCUACACUACAAACCCAACCGCUACUUUAAGUGUGAAAACUGCCUCCUGCGUUUCCGCACGCACCGUUCCCUCUUCAAGCACCUGCACGUUUGCGCCGAGCACGCGCACAGUCCCGCCCCGCCAGCACCCCCGGCCCUGGACAAGGAACCCCCGGCACCCGAGCGGCCCCCAGACCCUGACCCUGCAUCCGCCCCGGGCUCGCAGUUCCCGCUGCUCGAACCCUUCACGACCCCCGCCCCGACCCCCAGCGGACCCUUCCUGCCCUACUUGAACCCUGCGCCCUACGGGCCAAGCCCCCCACGCCUGCGGCCCUUCCUGGCCGCCGCGCCCGGGCCACCGGCCUCCAGUGCUGCCGUCUGGAAAAAAAGCCAAGGUGCAGGCGGCAGCCCCCGAAGACCACAGGGCGGCUCCGAUGCGCCUUCAGGUGCGUGCAGGUGACCGCGAGGGAGGGUUGGAGGGGCUUGCAUCCCCACCCCCGUGGGGACCGUACACACGCUGGCAGCUAUCUGAAAAAGCCACCCCCCCCCCAAAUACAGGAUUUUUGCCUUAAAAAAAAAAACAAUUAGCACCCGCGCCUUCCUCUGCGCCGGCGUUCCCGCGUGAAACUCGUACCCGUGGAGCAAUCCUUUGGUUCGUGGGGAUAGGGUCACGGAUAAGCCGUUUAAGGGCGC